AUGAUUGGCAUCUUUCAUGUUUUCAUGUGGUACUUCCUAUUGGUUUUGUAUAAGGGGCAAAUUAAAGGAGCCUUUGGAAUAUAUGAACCUAUAACUUACAAAACAGGAUGUACUUUGUGGGGAAUUUUUUUUAUCAUUGCAGGAGUCUUCAUAAUAGGAGUAACAAAGUAUCCGACUCGAUCUGGAAAACUUGGGAGGGAAGUAUCACGUAUUUUAUUGUUCUUCUACCCUUUGGAAUUUUCUGUUGCACUUACAUACUCAAUAUGUAGCUGUUCCAAUUUGUUUCGAAGACAAAGUGAUCUUACAUCUGGUGCUGAGGAAGCCGAGAACACUUUUUAACAACCCUAGAAAUGUGAGGAUUUUGCUGCUGCUGAUGCCUGAUGUGGGUCCUAAUGAUAUCCCUGUAUAACAAAGCAGUUACGAAGCCUACAGACUUUGUGCAAAAUAAAAUACAAACAAGGUGAAUUUUUCUCCUCA
Molecule: messenger RNA, 477 nt
Organism: Piliocolobus tephrosceles (Ugandan red Colobus)
Lineage: Eukaryota; Metazoa; Chordata; Mammalia; Primates; Cercopithecidae
Gene: MS4A13
Product: membrane spanning 4-domains A13
Exons: 4
Coding region: 1-339 (112 amino acids)
Source: RefSeq, a predicted model, not a curated record